Molecule: messenger RNA, 747 nt
Organism: Lactuca saligna
Lineage: Eukaryota; Viridiplantae; Streptophyta; Magnoliopsida; Asterales; Asteraceae
Source: the annotation of a GenBank genome assembly
AUGCAGGGGGUUCGUGAUCUUUGCGCUUUUUCUUAUUCUGAUGGUACUCCUGAAGAUGUGGCGAGUGGUAAUGAGGGGGUUGAUCAUGGUAACAACACAAUUGUUGGCGACGAGGAUGUCGUUAUUGAAAGUGGUGGUGGAGGUGGUGCAGGCAGUCAUUUGGAUGCCGACACUUGUUUGGGUGGUGAGGGUAAUAGGGAUGUCAUAACUGUUGUUCGCGAGCAAGGAUGUGUUGAGGAUAUUGUUUCUGAGAGUGCUGGAGGCAUGAGUGAUAUUGUUAGGCUUGAGGGUGAUAAUGUUAAUGUUGAGGGAGAUGUUGAUGGAAAUGGUGGUGGUGGUGAUGUGAUCGGAGCGUCCUACCAACUUCACCGACUGGCAAAUCACCCCUACCUUUUCCCCAUCUCCUCUUCUGGUGAAGAAGAUGAGGAAUGUGUAGAAAGUGAGGAUGAUGACGAUGAUGAUGAGGGUGGCAACGAGGCACCACACAAUCCUCCUCCCAUGGGUGGAGCUAGCUCAUCCCAUGAUGCUCAACAUCCGCCAUACCACCAACAAUACAUGGAUCAAUUCCAAUCGAUCCACAACCGCCUUGACUCCUACCAUCAAGAACUCACGAACCUAACACAAAGUUUUUCCUCCUUCACCACUCAAUAUGCUCGGGAUCAAGAGCGCCAACGCAAGCAUGAGGAGGACUUUUGGGCUUGGACCCGAAACUCCGACUAUUAUCCUCCUCCUCCUCCUCCACAAUAG